Messenger RNA from Schizophyllum commune H4-8, 1362 nucleotides. RefSeq lists its product as uncharacterized. The record is from RefSeq and is a predicted model, not a curated record. NCBI's taxonomy places the organism in Eukaryota, Fungi, Basidiomycota, Agaricomycetes, Agaricales, Schizophyllaceae. Gene Ontology annotation, molecular function: protein-containing complex binding. Gene Ontology annotation, biological process: attachment of mitotic spindle microtubules to kinetochore; mitotic spindle organization; kinetochore organization. Gene Ontology annotation, cellular component: Ndc80 complex; kinetochore. The transcript is spliced from 8 exons. The coding region runs from base 1 to 1362 and encodes 453 amino acids.
AUGGAGAAAGAUGACAUUAUAGGCGCCCUCAAUGGGUGGCAGCUGUCCGUGAAUGAGAUUCAGCUCACACGCCCGACACCAGACUUUGUGCGCAACAUCUACCGUAGCUGCUUGGAACAUAUCACUGCGAUCAACGAGGAACCGAUACAAAGCGCAGUGACAGACGCAUUUAUGGAUACGGGCAUUGACGAGACGGAUCUAUACGCCACCGCUUUGUCGGACAACAUUCUACUAUACCACUUAACUCGACUAGCCUCUGCCGCUCGAAUAGAAGACUUCAACUCCAAAGACCUCACCAACCCUGAUCCUGACCGCACCAACGUCCUCCUGUCCGCCUUCAUCAACUUCAUCAAGUUUACCGAGCAAUUCUGCCAUGAGCCCUUCACGAAGAUCAUGCAUAGCGCCGACAAGGUUGUGCAGGAAAGGAAAGCGGCGGAGGACGACCUGUCGAGGAUAAACCAGGAGAUCAAGGUCAUCAAGGCCAAAAUUGCUGAAGACGAACCUCGAUGCGAGCAGCUUAGAGCGGAGAAUAAGAAGCUACAUACAGAGAUGUUGGGUAUCAAGGAGAUUCAAUCCGUCCACGCGCAGGACACGCAGCGUCUGAAGGAGGAGAAGGAGGUUCUUCUACAAAGGAUGCAAGCGAUGACGGCGGAGAUCGACUCGAAGCGCAGCGAGGUGGCGCGGACGCGCUCACGCAUCGUACAAUCCCCGGACCGCAUGAAGCGCGCCAUCUCCGUGAUGUCGACAACCGUUACGGAGGACAAGCGUCUUAUUGCGCAGACGGAGGCGAAAGCCCGCGAUUUGAAGGCCAAGUCCGAUGCGUUGAUUCGCAUUGAGAAGGAUCUGGGGAGAUGUGUAGCAAGCUUGAGAGUGAUUGAGCGCGAGGCGGCAGCGCUGCAAGCCAUGAUCAAGGAGUCGACCGAUUUGAAGGAGCAUCUCAAGCACAAAGAGAUUGAGCACGAGGAGUUUAUCUUGCGACAUGAGCGCCUGGAGAAACAGGUGGCUAAUGCCCAGGAUAAACUCGAGCGCGCGCAGCGCCAUGCUGAAGACAAGCGCACGACCAAUGCGCGGACUCUGGAGCGUCUGAACGCGGAGUACGUGCACAUGAGCGAAGAGCGGCGCGACAAUGAUCGCGUGGUCAAGGACUUGACCGCUGAGACGGAAGAGGUCGAGCGAAAGGAAUGUCGGAUGUGCUGUUUGUGGCUAUCGCGUCCUGACGAUUAUAUGCAGAUGGCCGAGCACUUGAAGACCAGCGAGGCGGAGAUUACUGAGCUAGUUGGCGAGUACUUCCGACUGCGCCAUGCUACCGAGGUCUACCGUCAGAUGUUAGCGGACAAGCUCGGCAUGAUGGACGUGUCAUAG